This is a messenger RNA of Sitophilus oryzae (rice weevil), 951 nucleotides long. It is a transcript of the gene elm, whose product is annotated as calcineurin B homologous protein 1. Gene Ontology annotation, molecular function: calcium ion binding. NCBI's taxonomy places the organism in Eukaryota, Metazoa, Arthropoda, Insecta, Coleoptera, Curculionidae. The coding region runs from base 169 to 741 and encodes 190 amino acids. The record is from RefSeq and is a predicted model, not a curated record. The transcript is spliced from 3 exons.
GUCAAAGGUUGAAGGUUAACGAACAUUUUAGUUGUCAAAUCCAAAAUGAUUUGUCAUAAUUAAGUCUGUGAAUUGAGUUUUUUUUGUGUUUCUAAUCAGCUGUAAAAGGUUCAAAACCAGUUUUAUUUGUUUAAAUUCAACUCUAAAGCUUUAAAGGCGAAAUUUAGUAUGGGCAAUAGGGCUUCGUUACUUCUUCGGGAAGAAGAGAUAGCCCAAAUUCAGGAAGAAACUGGUUUCACUCCAAAUCAAAUUGAACGAUUAUAUUCUCGUUUUACUGCAUUGGAUAGGAACGAUUGUGGAACAUUAUCUAGAGACGAUUUUUUGAGGAUACCCGAGCUAGCAAUAAACCCUCUGGGAGAAAGAAUAGUCAACGCGUUCUUUCAAGGCGACGAAUUCACAGAUCGAGUAAACUUUAGACAGUUUAUGCAAGUUCUAGCCCAUUUUAGACCAGUAAAGAAAAAUAAGGGAAAUAAAUUGAACUCUAGAGAAGAAAAACUAAAAUUUGCAUUUAAGUUAUAUGAUUUGGAUAACGAUGACAUGAUUUCCAAGGAUGAACUUUUGGCAAUUUUACAUAUGAUGGUUGGGACAAAUAUUAGUGAAGAACAACUAACCAGUAUAGCUGAGAGAACGAUUUUAGAAGCCGAUGAAGAUGGGGAUCAAAUGAUUUCUUUCGAAGAGUUUUGUAAGGCGCUGCAAAGGACGGAUGUAGAACAGAAAAUGAGCAUUAGGUUUUUGAAUUGAGAUGUAAAUAUAGUUAAGUUUAAUACAAUAGCAUUAGAUUAAGAAUAAGGUGAUUUUAUUGUUUAUUUAUAAAGUGGUGCUUACAAGAUAUAAUUAUUUGUAAAUAUAUGUUUGAAAAGUUAGCUAGAUAAGAUACAAAAUACUUUAUAUUUUUGUUGUAAUUUGUAAAAGAAUUAUAACACUAAAGAUUUUUUUAAUAUAUCUCUGAAU